AAACAUCGUCGAAGAACGUCCCGAUCACAAUUAAAAGUACUGGAAAAGGCGUUCAGCGAAAAUCCCAAACCCAAUGCUACCGUCCGCCGUAUCCUAGCCCAGAAACUGGACAUGACUCCACGAGGGGUGCAGAUCUGGUUUCAAAACCGAAGAGCCAAAGUCAAA
This is a messenger RNA of Radiomyces spectabilis, 165 nucleotides long. Its product is annotated as homeobox domain-containing protein. Gene Ontology annotation, molecular function: DNA-binding transcription factor activity, RNA polymerase II-specific; RNA polymerase II cis-regulatory region sequence-specific DNA binding. The record is from RefSeq and is a predicted model, not a curated record. Gene Ontology annotation, biological process: cell differentiation; regulation of transcription by RNA polymerase II. The annotation marks the transcript as partial. NCBI's taxonomy places the organism in Eukaryota, Fungi, Mucoromycota, Mucoromycetes, Mucorales, Radiomycetaceae. The transcript has a single exon.